Molecule: messenger RNA, 3086 nt
Organism: Marmota flaviventris (yellow-bellied marmot)
Lineage: Eukaryota; Metazoa; Chordata; Mammalia; Rodentia; Sciuridae
Gene: Fam43a
Product: family with sequence similarity 43 member A
Source: RefSeq, a predicted model, not a curated record
UGAGGGCAGCCUGCCACCGCUUGCAGGACUGAAGAGGGCGCGCUGCAAAGACCGGCAGCCGACCGUGGAGAGCCCGGGAGUGGAGUUGGACAAUCCUCGGAGAGAAGAAAUGAGGUAGCGGCGAUCCCCGAAGCCGACCAUGCGUGCGCCCCGACCUUGGAGCCCAAUGCUGCGGUGGUGGAGCUGGUCUGGACAGUGAGCUGGCGGAGCGUGAGUCCCCGGCAUCCCGCUGGAGCGAAGAUGCAGUGAGCCACCGCGGGACUGCUGCGCGGGGCCCGCCGCGGCCAGCCGGACCUAUCAUCUAACCACACUUUGGGCUCGCUACUGAUUCCAGGACUUGCUCAGCUGAGGGGUUCUCGGUCUCCAGCACCCCUAGUAGGUGGGGAGCCCUGGACCCUGGGCAAACUGCUGAAGAGUUUCCGCGGCUUCUGGCCCCAGGCCCGGGGUUUGUGUGUGUGUGGCAGGGGGCCCUGUUCACGUUGGCCGGAGUUCCUGCAGAUCCCCGCACCACCCCGUUGCUUUUGCCGAGGCUCCCUCUAUUUAUUUGUAUGCGCGCAUCUCGCUUUUCUUCUGACAUUUUCCGCUCCACUCUCCUUCCCUUUUCUCUCGUUGUGUUGCUUGCCUGAGACUUUUUGCCCUCGUCCUUGACCAGGCUGGGGUAAUUCUCUGUGUGUGCGCCUCCACCCCUUACAAACUCGAAGCUGAAUAUUUUCCUUUAACAAUUCUUCCCCACCCCCUGCGGGGAUCCCAAGCACUAUCCGUUCUUCCCUGCCCCCCCUCUUCCUACCACUGGCCGGCUCCCAGCAGUUUUAUCUUUCGGUCUUGCCCGGGCCAAGCCCGGCCGGGGCUGGUGGCUCAGCUGGGUUCAGACCCGGGGCUCGGCCGCCGCCGCCCAGCUGCGCCCGGGUGCCCUCCAGAGAUGCUGCCCUGGAAGAAGCACAAGUUCGAGCUGCUGGCCGAAGCGCCGCCGCGGCAGACGUCCAAACCCAAAGGCUACGCUGUGAGCCUGCACUACUCAGCGCUCAGCUCGCUAGCGAGAGCGUGCCCCGAAGGCGCGCUCAGUCGGGUGGGAAGCAUGUUCCGCUCCAAGCGCAAGAAGCUGCACAUUACCAGCGAGGACCCCACAUACACCGUGCUCUACCUGGGCAAUGCCACCACCAUUCAGGCGCGCGGCGACGGCUGCACCGACCUAGCCGUGGGUAAGAUCUGGAGUAAAAGCGAGGCGGGCCGUCAGGGUACCAAGAUGAAGCUCACGGUGAGUGCGCAAGGUAUCCGUAUGGUGCACGCUGAAGAGCGCGCGCUGCGCCGCCCGGGCCACCUCUACCUGCUGCACCGCGUCACCUACUGCGUGGCAGACGCGCGGCUACCCAAGGUCUUCGCCUGGGUGUACCGGCAUGAGCUGAAGCACAAGGCGGUAAUGCUGCGCUGCCAUGCCGUUCUGGUGUCUAAGCCGGAGAAGGCGCAGGCCAUGGCCCUGCUGCUCUACCAGACUUCGGCCAACGCUUUGGCGGAAUUUAAACGCCUCAAGCGGCGGGACGACGCGCGUCACCAGCAGCAGGAGCUGGUGGGUGCGCACACUAUCCCGCUAGUGCCCCUGCGCAAACUGCUCCUGCACGGAUCUUGCUGCUAUAAGCCGCCGGUGGAGCGGAGCCGCAGCGCGCCCAAGCUCGGCUCCAUCACCGAGGACCUGCUGGGCGAACAGCAGGAGCAGGAGCUACAGGAGGAAGAGGAAGAGGAGCACCCCGAGGGCUGCCUGGAGGAAGAGGAGGAGGAGGAGGAGGAGGAGAAUCGUGUGGGGGUGGAGGGCCCAGCAGAAGAGGAGACCGAGGCACAGAGGGCACUGGUGGUGGCCAUGCACUUCGAAUGUGGGGACUUGCUAGACACCAUGGAGAAUGGGCACGAGGAGAUGCUGGGGGGCGGCGUCGUCUCGCUGGGCCCUGGGCUGGGGACUCCACCUCCGCUGUCGUGCAGCGCCUCAGACGUGAAGGCUCAGCUGUCGCAGCUUAUUAACGACCUGGGAGAGCUCAGUUUCGGCAACGAUGUGCGCACCCUGCAGGCAGACUUGAGGGUGACGCGCCUGCUGUCGGGCGAGAGCACUGGCAGUGAGAGCUCCCUCGAGGGCGGAGGCCCGGACGCAACCUCCACCACUGCUGGGAACAAGUCUGGUUCCGCAGACAGCUCCAGCCCGGACGAGCCCCACUCGGGUUGAGCUCCCAGCAGACUCCUCGGUGCUCCCCUGGCACCCCACAGUGGCUCCCCAACCGUCGUUCUAGCAAUCUCCCUAUUCCCGCCUGCAUCCAAGGGAAAUCGGGCACGUGGGGCCCUGGUCCUGGGUUCCCUAUGGUCCUCCCCAUCCACCCCGCGCCCUAACACUUUUUGCUCUUUUGGAGGCGGCUCUGGUUGCGAGUGGGGAUGUGGGAGAUGUGAAAGAGAAAACCCUACGGAGGAGAAAGGGGUAGUCUUCUUGGUGGUGGUGAAGAGAAGGGCCCCUGAAGUUCAAAUAGUCCAGGAGGGCAGUGUGAGGUGCUGUCCGCCAGUUUCCUGUUUGCUAAGCAGCUGGGGCCUGAGGAGGAGGGGUUAACUUCCUCCCUCAACCCCUCACUGGGCGAGGCCUUGCCCUGUCAUUGAGAUAUCAUUAAAAAAAAAAAAAAAAAAAAAAAUCUCUCUCACAAUGUUUAAGGUUUAAAUACCACUCUUUUGCACCCAGUUCUUUUUGGUGAGAGAGCUUGGGCUGUUUACCUCAGACUCAGACUCUUGAAAUUCUGCCAAAUUCCUCAAAUAACUAUUGGGGGGGGGGGUGUUAUGAAAGAAAGCGGCAUUUUGUUUACAGUUAAAGACAUCUAAUAUCUAAAAAAAGAGUUCUCCUUUAGAGUCACAUACACCUUCCUCCUGGCCCAAAUAUCUCACUCCAUGAUGCUGUGUAAAAUAUUUUUGCACUGUUGUGAAGUAUUUUUGACAUUUUUUGUACAUAACUGUGUUCUCAGAGCUGAAUGUUUAUAACUUUUGCUGUGCAAAAGAAACAUGUAAAAUGUUGUUCAGUUGUAUAUAUGGAAAUGUGUAUAAAACAUUUUGUUAUUUUUUGAGUA